Molecule: messenger RNA, 642 nt
Organism: Cryptosporidium muris RN66
Lineage: Eukaryota; Apicomplexa; Conoidasida; Eucoccidiorida; Cryptosporidiidae
Exons: 1
Coding region: 1-642 (213 amino acids)
Biological process (GO): vesicle fusion
Cellular component (GO): SNARE complex; Golgi apparatus; ER to Golgi transport vesicle membrane
Molecular function (GO): SNAP receptor activity; SNARE binding
Source: RefSeq, a predicted model, not a curated record
AUGUUAACUGAUAAUAUUUUUAAUGAAAUUUCACGCUUGGACUCAUUAAUAGCUAGUUAUCAUGGUUUAGCAGCAACUAAGAGAUAUGGUGACUCUACAGUGACAUAUUAUUCACAAAGUAUAAAGGAUAUGCUUGAAGGCAUUAGAACAAAUUUAAGAAAUAUCGAUAAAAUUGAAACUAAGGCAAAAGUGGAAGAUAUCCUGAAGUCUCGCAUGGAUAAGAUUAGCUUUAUUGAAAUGACCCUUAGAGAUAAGGAGUAUCUUAGUUCAUUGACUAAGGUCCCAAGUUAUCAGGACGAAAGUGAAGAAGUGGUACAUAGUGACCUAUCACUAGUAGAAAAAGGAAAUGCAUUCUUGAAGUUAUCUAGUAACUCAGUAACUAGAAUGAAGAAAAAGAUCGUAGAAACUGAAAAGUUAGGUGAUGAAGCUUUGAGUAAAAUACAUAUUCAAGAGGAACAAUUAGAAAAGAUAAGAGCAGGUUUAGGUGAUGUUGAUUAUAACUUGAACAGAGCCAAAAUAACUAUUCGUGCUAUUGCUAGAGAUGCAGCUACAGAUUUUUGUGUCCGUAUAUUGUGUGGAAUAUUAACAGUAGCUGUUGUUAUUUUGAUUAUUAUUAUAAUUAUAACUUCAACAAAGAAAUAA